Messenger RNA from Oenanthe melanoleuca, 723 nucleotides. RefSeq names its product neuropeptide Y (gene NPY). Gene Ontology annotation, biological process: neuropeptide signaling pathway; feeding behavior. The record is from RefSeq and is a predicted model, not a curated record. The transcript is spliced from 4 exons. Gene Ontology annotation, cellular component: extracellular region. Bases 164 to 457 code for a protein of 97 amino acids. Lineage: Eukaryota; Metazoa; Chordata; Aves; Passeriformes; Muscicapidae. Gene Ontology annotation, molecular function: neuropeptide hormone activity; neuropeptide Y receptor binding.
GGGGCGGGGGGGACCGGAGCCGGCGAGGCGUGCUCGCCCGAGGCCCCUCCUGCCUGCCGGGGAAGCCUUAAAGCGGCCGGGCGAGCGCGGAGCCCCGCACUCGCAGCCCCGACGCUCGGGCAGACGCGCCUCGCCAGCCCGGAGCCGCUCCGCUGCCGCCGCCAUGCAGGGCACCGUGAGGCUGUGGGUGUCGGUGCUGACUUUCGCGCUGUCGCUGCUGGUCUGCCUGGGGACGCUGGCAGAGGCGUACCCCUCCAAACCGGACAGCCCCGGCGAGGACGCCCCCGCAGAGGACAUGGCCAGAUACUACUCGGCGCUGAGGCACUACAUCAACCUCAUCACCAGGCAGAGAUAUGGAAAGAGAUCAAGCCCAGAUACACUGAUCUCAGACCUCUUGUUGAGGGAAAGCACAGAAAACAUUCCUAGAUCCAGGUUUGAAGACCCCUCGAUGUGGUGAUGAGAUUUUCAGCACACCUUCAAAACUUUUCCUAGUUUUCAGUUCAUACUCCACACCUCUGAAGCAAAUCACAGCAUCAUCCCCAGUGCAUGCAGCCAUUGUACCAAAUUCUGUAGAGUUUCUCUCCUUCAUCAUAUUUGUAUACACCUUUAUUUAAAUAAAUUAUUUGUGCAUUCCAAAAUAUAACAUACUAAAUGAAAACAAGCAACAAUGUCAUUGGUAUAACAAAGCAUUGUUUUAAACUAUUAAAACUGAAUUAUAACUUC